CAUAAGAUUGCAAAACUGCCAAAUUAAUUAAUCUGUAAAACAUGUUGUUUCUAGAAGGUGCUGUCAGACCUGUGGUCUCAUUUAAUCCAAACUGGGGAAAAAUAUUCACAGGCGAAACUCUCAGUCUCACUUGUAACGUGGAUUCAGUGGGACGGGAAGUCCAGGAAUAUAUCUGGUACAAAGAUGACAAGCUUCUAACCACGAGGUCAAAGCAGUUUAUAAUAAAAAAUGCCGAGACACACGACAGUGCCAACUACCGGUGCCAGACCGCAACAAGUGACAGAAGUGAUGCUGUAAAGUUGGACGUUAGUUAUGACUGGAUCAUCCUGCAAGUGCCGCACUAUGUUUGUGAAGGAGAUGAUGUUACUCUGAGAUGUCAUAAUAUUCAAGGACACAACGCAAAUAGGACAAUAUUCUACAACUCGGAUAAUAAUGUUAUACAGGACUCAGAAAGUGAUUUGGUUUCACUUAAAAAUGUCCGUUUGAGCAUGUCUGGAGCAUACCGAUGUACUAAAGAAUUAUCAGGUGGAAAAUAUUCCACUGAAGCCAUGCUGUCUGUCAGAGACCUGUUCUCUCAACCACAAAUAUUGGUGAACCCAUAUGCACCGAAAGAAGGUGCUAAUGUGACCCUCAUGUGUGACACAAGUGUCAGCAUGCUCAGAACAUCUACAGAACUACAGUUUGCAUUCUACAGAAAUGGGCAAAAUGUACAAGAAUUUGGUUUAUCCAAUAAAUACCAGAUUUAUUCAGCUCAGGCUGGGAAUUCCGAAGACUUUACCUGUGAAGUAAAGACCUCAACCAGCAACGUAAAGAAGAUAAGCCGCGUGACGCGUUUCCAGAUAUUGGAACUGUUCUCAUUCCCUCAAACUAAAGCAAGCCCUCAGGAUGUGACAGAAGGUGCGGAGAUGACCUUGACAUGUGACACAAUCCCUCAAGAUGUCAUAGACCUGAAGUUUGCUUUCUACAGAGAUGAAGAGAUGGUGCAGGGGUUCAAUUCAUCCAAUAAGUUCCAGGUUCAGUCAGCUCAGCUGGAGAACUCGGGAAAUUAUACCUGUGAGGUCAGAGCAUCAAACUACAAUGUAAAGAAGAGAAGCCGCAUGUUACAUAUCCAGGUACAAGAGUUGUUUUCUUACCCAAAGAUUAAACUGAUUUAUGAUCUGCUGGUGGAAGGGGGUAACUUGACCCUGUCUUGCGACUCAAAUUCGACUCUGCUUGGAAAUACUACGGAAUUACUGUUUGCAUUCUACAGAAAUGAACAGAAUGUGCAAGAAUUCGGUUUAUCCAAUAAAUAUGAGGUUGAGUCAGCUCAGGUGGCGGACUCUGGAGUUUAUAACUGUAAAGUCAUAACUGCAAAUAACAAAGUGAUGAAGAUAAGUAAAGGACUAAACGUUCAGAUACAAGGUACCAUUAAUUAUACGUCGAACAACAUAAUAAGGAUGACACUGUCCGCAUGUAUAUUGAUCAUCACGUUGUGUAUUUUCUUACAUCACAUGAAGAAUGAUGUUAUGAAGACGUAUGACGAUUGAGUUCUGCAGGAAAUGUCCACUUUAAACUGUCCGCAGUUGUACAUUUAAGUAAAAUUUUCACAAUAUUGGUUGACAAAAAGACACCACCUCUACAACCUCUCAUUUUCAUUUUUGCUCCAUAUAAGCAAACAAUUAUUUGAAACAAUUUCCAGUUGUGCAAAA
Molecule: messenger RNA, 1688 nt
Organism: Pelobates fuscus (common spadefoot toad)
Lineage: Eukaryota; Metazoa; Chordata; Amphibia; Anura; Pelobatidae
Product: high affinity immunoglobulin gamma Fc receptor I-like
Exons: 6
Coding region: 42-1526 (494 amino acids)
Biological process (GO): cell surface receptor signaling pathway
Cellular component (GO): plasma membrane
Molecular function (GO): transmembrane signaling receptor activity
Source: RefSeq, a predicted model, not a curated record